UCAAAAUCACACGUAGUGGGGUUUUAAAGAAAUGUCAGCGGUAAUUUUUGACGUUAAAACGUGCUCGGUGCGGCGAAAUCGCUUUAGGCGCGCGUUUUUGUGUUCGCGGCUAAGCUAACAGGCUAGCCACAGGAGCUAGGUAGCUGUUAUUGUUUUUUUUUUCACGGCGAGCUAAAAUGGAGGUUGCUUUACUGCCACUCCCGGGUCCUUGAACGUCUCCUCGUACUUGGGGUUAAUCGUCGCUAAAGAUUUGUCUUGGCUCCAAUUGAAACGGGGUGGUACAAUUCUGACCAGUCGCACAGGGGGCAGCCAGCCACGGUCACAUCAUGAUCAGUUGCCAUGAGCAUGAGAGCCUCCCCGGGUCCGCAUUUGGGAUCAAAGCCCAACGCUGACGCCAUAGGCGGGACAUUCACUUUGCUUCCCUUGAGCCUCAGGAGGGAGUCCCGUGACUCGCCCUCGGAUGCUCCAGACAAGUUCCGCUGGGCCGAAAAGAUCCCGAGCAGGUCCGAGCGCUCGGAGCAGACUUACAUGAGCGGCGACGUCUCGGAAGUCGUCGAAGCAGACCGGGCCGCCGCCGCCGUGGGGGUUCUGCCCCCUGUCGGACCAAUGGGGGGUGAGGGAACACCGGUGAAAGGCAAAUCCUUCUCCGUGGACAGCAUGGAAAACCCUCAAAUGGCGCCGAACAACAAUACCCCCAAGGAUGCCGACGGCGUCCUCGGCGCCGCAUCCAUCGAAGUGUCGUCCGAGGGCAAGUGGAAGAAUCUCCGCAAGAGCCCCGCCAACCCGCACACGCAGGCAAACUGUCUACGGCAGAUCCUGCUGUUGCAGCUGGACCUGAUUGAGCAGCAACAGCAGCAGCUCCAGUCAAAGGACAAGGAGAUCGAUGACCUCAAAGCAGACAAGGAGACGCUUCUGGCACGUAUCGAGCGCAUGGAGCGGCGCCUGCAGCUUACCAAAAAGGACCCACCGCGUGACAAACGCCUCUUCCAGCCCCUGGAGCCGUGGACCCCAGACAAGGACGACAUGUGGGACCUGGAAGUGGAGGAGAGCCCGCAGCCCAACCCAGUCGCCAUGAUGCCCUUAAAUCGAGGGAGCAAAGGGCAAAAGAGGAAGUCCUGCUUCGGAGAAUCCAAACUUCAGAAGUCACGUGGCAAAACCUCAAAGUUGAGUCCUCACAAGCCAGAAAGUCGGCCGGCGUCCCCGUCUCAACGAGAACUGCGCAGCAAGGAAGCGCCGGAGAAGAGCGCCCCCACCAGGCCGCCCUUCAAAGAGGAAGCGACGGAACUGAGCUGCCAGAUGGAUGACCUCCCCUUCCUGUCAACCACGGAGAUGUACCUGUGCUGCUGGAACCAACCGCCCGUGUCGCCGCUGCGCGAGUCUUCUCCCAAAAAGAAGAACGAGGACGACGAUGAAGAGGAGGAAGCGGCCAAUGCAGCCAACACGCACUCCAUGAUCAACUUCCCUUUCCCAUCUUCGUGCCGCCUCUCCGUUCCGUCGUGGCGGGAAAAUGCCAUUGAGCCGUUGACUGAAGAUUUAAAUUUUGACGCACAAGAGCCGUUGGAUGACAGCGUCUUCCUCAAGCGACACGCAAAGUUGGAACUGGAUGAGAAGAGGAGGAAGAGGUGGGACAUCCAACGGAUCAGAGAGCAACGCAUGUUUCAGCGCUUGCAGCAACGCAUGAACAGGAAGAAAGUCAUACCAGAGUCUGAGCCUGAGCUGUCGUCGUUCUACCCAGAAACUGAAGACGUGGAAGCGAUCAUGAUCACGCCCUUCUUGCCAGUGGUCGCAUUUGGUCGCCCGUUGCCCAAACUCUCACAAGAGAAUUUUGAGCUGCCCUGGCUGGACGAGCGCAGCCGCUGUCGCAUCGAGGUGCCCAAGAAACACACUCCGCACCGGACGUGUCGCAAGUGAACGUCACUCCCGCUCGGCUCUACGCGGUCCGGUCGCGUGCGCGCGUCUGUUGCUUUCUGCGUGGAAGGAAACUAAAAGCGUCUUCCCGGCCGGCCGCGGAACACACAUAUCACUCGUUGUCGUGCGGUGUGAAACGGUAACUCUGUUCCCAUCUUCAAAUAACUGUUUAACUGCACUCAGCGGACACCAUCAAUAAACUCCUCACGUCGGACAACUUGAAACCUCCCGACUCUGCUUUGGUGAAGAAAUGUCCAAACAUAACUGUAGUGCUGUGUUUGUCGCGCAACCAUCCACGAAUGGAUCAAUGUGCUGUCUUUGCACUCGGUGAAAGCAUGUCGGGGGGCCUUGAUAAAUAGGUUUUAUUUUGCAAAAAGUC
This is a messenger RNA of Corythoichthys intestinalis (scribbled pipefish), 2287 nucleotides long. It is a transcript of the gene msl1b, whose product is annotated as MSL complex subunit 1b. Bases 340 to 1911 code for a protein of 523 amino acids. Gene Ontology annotation, molecular function: chromatin binding. Gene Ontology annotation, cellular component: MSL complex. The transcript is spliced from 10 exons. The record is from RefSeq and is a predicted model, not a curated record. NCBI's taxonomy places the organism in Eukaryota, Metazoa, Chordata, Actinopteri, Syngnathiformes, Syngnathidae.